UUCAAUUUGAAUUUAAAAAUAAAUUACUCGUUCACAAAAUGAUCCUCCGGAUCAAAAUAAAUCCCGUGGUUAUAUCUGACUCGGAUAAUAUUUUGAUAUAGCCGAAGCAAAAUUUUUCCUAAGAGUAAAUAAAUACUGUAUACAUAUUUAACUUAUCAUGGUGGAGUAUCAAACUAUCCAUUGCAUGCCCUAAGGAUAAAGUCAAUCCUUUGUUGAAUUAUUCAGUAGUAUAAUAGAGACAAACAUGAAUUUGGCUGAGUGGCAAUACAUCAGUGGCUUUUCAUGAAAAUUACAGGGAAUUGUGUAUUUACGUAAGAGUAAUUAGAAUAGUACAUAUGCAGAUAAUUCAAUAUUUAACCAAACUCAACAAUACCUAUAGGAUUAUCCUAGAAUAUGUAGAUAAACAAAUUAUUAAUAAUUUUCGAAUGCAGGCAUUAACGUAAAAAUGUCAAUAACCCUUUAAAUAAAUAUCGAAUUUCAUAUCAAUUCCUCCAACAAAGAAAACAACAAUAGAAUCGUUACAUUCAGCAAUUCUGUUGUGAUAUCGUUGUGAUAUCCUCCCACCCCACCGUAUGAACAUCGACGAUUUUCCGCGACGUAUCUGAAAUUGCAAUCUCGCAAAUUUAACAGGAACUAUGCGGAGUCUGGUAAAAAGGAAGUACGGCGAAAGUUCAAUAAAAGUAAUCAAACUCGUCGCUGGCAUCCUGCAAUCGGAGCCGCUGCUUACUUCUCGUGGGUGGUCUUGCGCAAAAUAAAAAUAUUUUCACUUGAUUGUGUCGUGUUUUCGAAUUAAAAAUUUCAACUUUUGCGUGUCUUCUCCUAAACGUAUAUAAAUUAUAUUCGUAAUUGUCACCAUAAUCUCAACAUCAGUCAUGCUUUGUAUAGCAAGUAAUUUACACUUAUUAAGCGUAUCUUCGAAGAAUCAUCGCAGGCAAAAGAAACGAAAUUAGUUCUAAUUCGAGCUCAUUUUACGUAACGAAACACCCGUUGAACGAGCACAAACAACGUUCCCAGCGACACAAUAGACGUAACAAGUCUGAAAACACAUCAUUACCAGAGCACUUUCACUGAAACUUCGGAAUUACUGAAACACAUCGAGUAUAUAAAACAAUAUCGGGAACGACGCCAAGUUCACAAUUUCCAAAAUGCUCCUCGGGUUCGCGUUCGCGCUCCUCCAGGCCAUCCUUCCCGUUUUGUGCACCAAUAACGCGUCCAUCGACGACACCUUCAGACAAUGCUUGUUGUCCCAAAUGCCGGCUAACUUGGGACAUUGUUUGGGCGUCGGUGCUAUUGAUAGAUUACAAAGUUUGGACAAUAGCCCGGAAUUCGAACUUGUCGACGGUUUGAUGCUGACAAGAGACGUGCAAGAAUUCAGGGACGCCUAUAAUUUUCAGGACAGGGAUCCUUCGAACUUAAGAGGCAUAUUUGAUAGUAUGAACUACGUGUUUUCAAAAAGAAACUUAAAAUGGAACAUGGGAUUCAUAUAUCCCGGUCUUGCGAUGCACGUAGCUCCAUCUGGUCAACCUGGCGGGACCUUGGAGUUUGUUCUUGACCCUCACCGAGAAGCGAUCAAUGUACAUUCACUGAAAGAAGCAGGAACUGGAAGACUUUUAGCAAGGCAAUUCCUGCUACCCAUGCUUUUAGGCUUCAAAUUCAACGUAAUAAGCCUCGUUCCCAUCUUGUUCGGAGUGCUUGCUUUGAUAGCAAAGAAAGCUGUUGUAUUGAGCAAACUAGCUCUGGUUGUUUCUAGUGCGUUUGCGUUGGGUUCUCUGCUAUUUGGUUAUAGUCAAAACUACCCAAGUCAACAUUAUGGUAACGGGCAUUAUGGGCAAUAUGGUCACAUUGGACACGGAGGCCAUCACGGAAUACACGGGGGAAUCCACGGGGGUCAUUUUGGACAUGCCGGGCACGGAGUUCAUGGAUUCAAGUAUUCGGCAGAGGAAGAUGAUUAUUCCGAUUCUAUACUUAGAGAAACCAACGGGAGGGACCAACUUAAUGUCUAUCCUAAUGUAGUUGAAUCUAUUGGAAACGCAGAACGAUUGCAACAGAAGAAAGGAAGAAAUUUCGCAUGGAGUGAAAAUGAGACAAAUAAAAAUGUCAAACCGACUUAAAUUUGUUUAGCAGUUAAUUUUAUUAGUAGAAUGAUUUAGAAUCGCGCCGAAAAUAUACUAAAUUAGUAUAAGUUUAAAUACAUUACAUUAUUGUAUCUCUACAGUGAGAUAUUUAAAAGUGAGUUGGGUAAUUAUAGAAAAUCAAGAAGAAUUGUUUUAAAUAAUAAUGAGCAGGUAUAUUAAGUAGAAUAUUCAAAUUGAAAUAGUAUAUUGUUCAUUUUACGCAUUUUAAUUUGAACUUAAAUGAUGUCUAUUCGCAAUUCGUGGGUAAUUAUUAAAACUCUUAAAGCGUUCACUUUCAUACGAACGAGAUCUAGA
Phyllotreta striolata is the source of this 2429-nucleotide messenger RNA. Lineage: Eukaryota; Metazoa; Arthropoda; Insecta; Coleoptera; Chrysomelidae. The record is from the annotation of a GenBank genome assembly.